Messenger RNA from Brassica rapa (field mustard), 1565 nucleotides. Its product is annotated as ubiquitin receptor RAD23b. The record is from RefSeq and is a predicted model, not a curated record. Lineage: Eukaryota; Viridiplantae; Streptophyta; Magnoliopsida; Brassicales; Brassicaceae. Gene Ontology annotation, cellular component: cytosol; nucleoplasm. Gene Ontology annotation, molecular function: polyubiquitin modification-dependent protein binding; damaged DNA binding; ubiquitin binding. Gene Ontology annotation, biological process: nucleotide-excision repair; proteasome-mediated ubiquitin-dependent protein catabolic process.
UAGCACAUGGAGAUCUAUUGCCGCGUUUAAAAUCCGGAACGCACUGUGUCACUGUUUAACUACGGUCGGCUUGUCUGUAAGCGUCGCCCUCGAUCUCUUCAAUUACUACUGCCUUUUUAGGUCUCUCUCUCCAUCGAUUCUCGCCGGGUUUUCACCGAGCCAGCGCCGUCGAUUUCAUAUCCUCCAAACGAUGAAGCUCACCGUUAAGACUCUCAUGGGUCGUCAGUUUGAAAUUAGGGUUCAGUCCUCCGAUACGAUAAUGGCGGUGAAGAAGAAUAUUGAGGAUUCACAAGGGAAGGAUAAUUACCCGUGUGGGCAGCAGCUGUUGAUUCACAAUGGAAAAGUUUUGAAAGAUGAAACUACUUUGGUCGAGAACAAGGUUACUGAGGAAGGCUUUCUUGUCGUCAUGCUUAGCAAGAGCAGAACUGCAGGUUCAUCAUCUGGUCAGUCGUCUACUCAGUCUGCUUCCACUUCUACUACUACCACAUCUUCGACUAAGCCUGCAGCUCCAACUACAACUCAGUCUACAGCUGUGCCUGCUUCACCUGUUACUGCUCAAGAACAACCAGCGGCACAGACUGACAUCCAUGGACAAGCUGCUUCAUCAUUGGCUAGUGGCAAUCGUCUUGAGCCAUUGGUGCAACAAUUAAUGGACAUGGGAGGCGGAAGCUGGGACAAAGAAACUGUUACUCGUGCACUUCGUGCUGCUCAUAACAACCCUGAGAGAGCAGUGGAUUAUCUGUACUCUGGGAUUCCUGAAACUGCUGAAGUAGCUGUGGCAGGGUCUGGUGCAGCCCCUGUCCCACCUGCAUCUGGAGGUCCUAACUCAUCUCCUUUGGAUUUAUUCCCUCAGGGAACAGUUGCAGCUGCUGGCACUGGUGAUCUUGGGACGCUUGAAUUUCUUAGGAACAAUGAUCAGUUCCAACAAUUACGCACCAUGGUCCAUUCCAACCCUCAAAUCCUCCAGCCCAUGCUUCAGGAACUAGGAAAGCAAAACCCUCAGCUUCUAAGGCUUAUCCAAGAGAAUCAGGCAGAGUUUCUUCAGUUAGUAAACGAGCCUUAUGAGGGAUCUGACGGGGAUGCAGACAUUUUCGAUCAACCAGAGCAAGAAACACCACAUUCCAUUAACGUCACCCAAGCAGAACAAGAAGCUAUUCAACGGCUAGAGGCAAUGGGAUUUGAUAGAGACUUAGUAAUAGAAGCCUUUCUUGCAUGUGACCGUAACGAGGAACUGGCAGCUAACUAUCUAUUGGAGAACUCAGGAGAUUUUGCAGACUGAGUUUCCAAACCACCGUCUUUGAAAAGUUUGUCCCUUUUCAUCUAUAAAUCUUGUCUUUAUUUAACUGACAUUAUCUGAUUAGUGUGGUGGGAUUUUCUCUUUCUUAUUUCAGUUUUUUCUUGCUGAAUUUUCUUUACUCCAUUUGAGUUUUUCUUACAAUUCGUGUGGUUGUUGCGUUUGUGAUAGAUUCUUAUGUGAGCAGAGAUGCAAAGAUCACGUAGUUCUCGCGGGGAUAAACAUAAAAAGUGUAAUAGAUAUUUCAUCGUAAACAACUUAUGUUUUGAUU